Molecule: messenger RNA, 4018 nt
Organism: Marchantia polymorpha subsp. ruderalis
Lineage: Eukaryota; Viridiplantae; Streptophyta; Marchantiopsida; Marchantiales; Marchantiaceae
Source: the annotation of a GenBank genome assembly
UUGCUUCCUGUCAGUGAAGCAGGAACGAGAAGUGGAAGCAAGUUCAAGUUUCCCAGCAGCCAGGCAGAGACACGAUUUCCCUGCGAAUGCUCACCUUUUAUUCACCCACUCUUUGUCACUGCUCCAGCAGCCACAGUAAGAGCAGGUGUAACGAGGAUCUUUCCCAAGGACACCAGAUUCCACCCCGGCCAUAAAAGUCCAUCGAAAUCCGACAGGACAGAACUCCAGAAGGCCUCAAAGAGCUCCUGAAAUGGAAAGGUUGGCAGAUGUGCAGACUGCAGAGGAGGCAGGGUGAGCACGAUCAAGUACGAGCAUUAUGACCGAGACGAGACACGAGACAGAUCUCAUGGUUGCUAGCAAGGAUUGAAACCUUCAGAACGUGAGUAUGAGGCAGGAAAAGUGUCCGCCUUCUGGAAGAAGCGAAUUGGGCUGGAACGGAUCAGACUUAAAACGGGUCCCGCCGAAAAGGAUAGAGGAGUACGAGACUAACCGCACUAUGUUCACCAAACGUUUGCGGACCUCUAAGCAGUGUGGCUGUUUGGUAAUAAACUGCGCUCGUCGAGGUUGCAUUGCCGAUUCGGCGUUGGAGGAGGACUGAGUACUGGCAUCCAGUCCGCGCUUAGCAUCUGCCAGAAUCUACAGCACAGGGGACACGCAGACGACCACCUGUAGAUCUACAGAUCCGCCAACCUGCUUAGCCAGAAUCGAGAUUCUAUUAUAUAAUAUGCAUCCAGCCCACUUCUGCUUUCCACCCUGUCCUCUUCUCUUUACUUCCAUUUCUCAUAUUCCAUUUUCUUAUCCUCUGCAAUUCCGUAGACGAUUCAAACACUUGCCUGUUCGCUUUAACCCUUGUUCAGAAAAAUAAGAAUGUGCAUCUGCACUGUGUCCAUUAACCACCAUAACUCGGAAGAUCAAACAAUCGGCACUUCGGCCCUAAUUGCAGAGGAUAGAAGAAAUUAACAUCUCAUGAUUCAUACGUAAAACAUAUAGCCAUCCAUCUUGCUCCAGAUGCCCUGCCCUGCUCCUCCUCCUCCGCUUCUGUCCCCACUGUAGAGACAAGUUCCAAAUCCCUCUUCUUGCUUCGCUUGCCUCCCUUGCAUCCUCCAAACAAACUGAUAGUCUGCCAGUUCCUCUCUCUCUCGAGCAAGACGCUGACGUGAAUUCAACUCGAUCAGAUCGUUGAGCUUGCGCUCCAGAUUGUGCGGUCAGUUGAUGGCUGAUGGCAUGAGGGACUGACUAGUGCAUUGUGGGCUACAACCGAAAGGACAAGGGCACUGACAAGGAGGCGUCCAGGACAUACUGUCCUGGUGGCCAAUGUCCUGUCGUGUCCUGUCCUGCUGUGGGCAGCGAGCGGGAGCAGAGGAGGGUCCCAGUGCAUCUGCGGCCUGGUGCUACAUGUAACCCGCCACCAACUGACGAACCGAGCCUCGAGGGCGGAGGGGAGCAGGCUAUUGUCUCGGCAGAAGAGGGCCAGAUAUGGCGAUGCCAGGGCUGGAGAUGGUGCUGGUGCUGGUAUGUCAAGCAUCUCCUCCAUUCUGACUGACUGGGCCUGGAAUCGAUUGGCUUCGCACUCGAGAGCGCAUUCAGUGCGGGUAAGCGCCGUUUACCACGGCCAGCCUCGAGAAGAAGACGCUGUAAAAUGUCGCAAUGCCACUGGCAACCUUUCCCCUUCUUCACCAUGGACCGAGUCCCCGCUCCAUUCCCUCCCUCCCUCGAGUCGAGUCGGAGACCCGACCCCGUGCCCGUCCCCAUUCCCAUCCCCGUGCUUACCCGGUCUCUGGCCUUGACUGCGCCUCUGGUGUGGCUACGCUGCCACUAAGUCUAUCUCAUUUUCCUCGUGUCGAUAGCCAAUUGUCCCACGCGUUGAUUCCUUCCACAGGCUGACUGAUCGUUUGAGCAGAUUUUCCUUCUUUUUCUUCUUAUACUUCCUGGAUCGUCCUCGAUUUUGCUGCUGGGUGUGAGCAGAUUGUCAAGGAGGCGAGGCGAGGCGAGGCUAAGCAGCCAGACGCUUGUGGUGUUGAUGUCGAAAUUGAUUUGAGUGGGAGAGGGAGGGAACGAACAAACGAAAAGAAAAGAAAAGGAGACGUUGCUUUGACGAGAUUGUCGCCGGAGUUUCCUGAGAGCGUGUUUUUUGAAUUGCGGAUUGAUUGGAUCUGAAUGUGGAUGCAGUAAAUAAAAACUAUGUGGAGCCUUCGUUGCUGGAAAUCAAUUGAUGCUCUACGGUUUACGGGUUUUUCUGCUACAAACUCAACAGCAAGGUGCUGCGCAGAUGACUGAAUCUGUUUAGUCUGUCUAUUUUUUGGCGAAACUCCAACGCCCGCAUUUCGAUUGUGGACCAAAUGGCUACUUUAGACGAAAUCCCGGAGGGUGACUACUUAGAAGCUCAGCUUCUCGCGGAUCCUGUUUCUCAAGCCGAUGACGAGGAUGCAGGGGAUCUAGGUAGAGUUUUAUACAGGGCUUCAUUCGCAGAAAUGGAGAACAGCUAUGUCAACUAUGACACCGUGCAGUGGAUUCUUAUAUCACUAUUAUUAAUUUUGGUAUACGGAGUAGGCCUGCUCAUGCUUCUCUACGUGCCAAUAAGAAGAUAUGUUGUGAGACAGGACAUUCGGACGCGAAAGCUCUAUGUGACAACGAAUGCCAUUGUCUAUAAGGUUACGAGACCGGUGUUUUUGCCCUGUUUCGGUGUGUCAAGACGAGAGAAGCAUGUGCUGUUACAUCUCGUAACAGAUGUCGUAAUUGAGCAAGGUUGCUUGCAGUCUCAUUAUGGAGUAUCGUCCAUACGAAUUGAAGGUUUACCAGGUCAGAAUCGACCAACUCCGGGUGAUGAUGUACGGAUACAAGGAAUGGCCAAUGCAAGACUGUUCAAAAAGGUCGUGCUUAUGGCGACUUCCAACAUUCGAAAGCACCUAGGAGGGGAGGAUGGAGUGAAGGGUGGUGGAAGUGAUGAAUCGCAUAUGUAUGAUACUCCACCUCCACCACCUUCUCAAAGCGGAGGGCCAAACUCUCAAGCUUGGGCCUGGAGACAAGGGAUAGCGGGAUUAAAUUCUUGGCAGAUGGCUUAUUCACCCUUGGCUGGCCAACCGAAUGACAACCUGAUCCAUGACAGAGCAGUUCUGCGAAGACUGGAAGGGAUUGAGGCUUCUGUGAAAAGAUUGGAACUUCUUGUAGGAGCAGCCCAACAUCAUGCUACUGAAGACAUUUCUAAAAAUAAGGUGGACAUGGGAGAAAUCGUUUGAGACUGGCUUGUCAUGCUUGAGAUUUCUGGGCUUCCGAACUCUGUAUCAUUUGUAUAUCAUUUUUCGGAUGCGGUGUUCAAUGAUCCCGACCGGGGGAUGUUAGGGCAUCAGUGUCGACUUCAUUCAAAGAUCGGAUAUCAUACGACCCAAAAAAUUAAACCCUCAUAGAAAAGGGUGGAGCAUUGCUCGUACAGCUCCUUAAUACGGCAAUGCCAUAUGUACAGUGAACGGGAUCAGCCUACAAUUAUAAAUCCUGACAUUACGGGUUGUAUCUAAAUAGGAAGUUGUCCACCGUUAGGCGAUAUGGAGAAAUUUAGACUCGGUGGCUUUAAGAAGUGUUUCUGGUCCUAUCAAAAUCGGUCUGGAUUUUCACACUUUUGGGAUUUGACGAACCAGAAGGAACCUGUUUUUUUAUCAACUCAUGUAUAUCUUUUACUUAUGCGGGGGCCGGGGGGCGGGGGAACGUCUGACAAGUCCUCAAGACUGGACCUCCUUGAGCUGUAUCCACCCAACAACAGACCAAAGGAAUAUCACUUUCGAGCAUCUUUACCCUUCUUGAACACUUAAAAUCGCCACUGGAAGUGUCCCUCGAGCAGCUGCCGCCAAUGAGAUGGGUUCGCCCGGCCUUUAUUCGAGCUUUCUCGAGUAUCAUUUGUGGGGCUUCCUGCAGUCAUGCCACCGUUGUGAGUCGGAGUCCGAGGCGAAGGUAGAUGGCCUGCACUCACGCAGAAGGCUUUCCAACGAUCGGUACAGAAGCUGAGCUGGCGCCCGAGCCCCGAGGG